ACAAAUUCCACAUUUCUCAGUUCUCACGCACGACGUCUCUGAGCCCUAGCGUCCGGCGAAUCCUUUUUUUUCUCUUUUCUUCAUUUCCUUUUGCUUCAUUUCGAAUCAAAUUCAAUUUUAUAUGUGAGAUUUUCAUUCUUAUUCAUAUGAGUUUUUGUUAGAUUUCUUCCAGUUGGUGAAUCGUGGUACUCAUUUCUUCUCAUGUGCCAUGGAUAUUGAAAUUAGGGUUUUUUUUUACGUCUAGAGUCAAUUGGGUUUGUGAUUUAUUGGGGUUUACUCGAAAUUGCCGUUAUUGGGUUUCUUAAAGUCUUCGUCUUUUGAUGUUCUUCAUCAGUUCAAAUUUACGAUUUUUGUGAGGGUUUUGGAUACAAAUGUUGAUUUCUAUGUGGAUUGAUCAUAUGGAUUAUGUAAAGUUUAUCCCUUUCUUCGAAAGAUUUGAUCUUUAAUGUGUAUCAAUUCUUGUUUGCUGACUUUUGUUACAUUACCCUGUUUUGCAGAAGCUUGGAGUUUAUCUUUGACUUUAUUGUUGGAUGUUAAAGCUAUCUUAUCUUAUAGUAUAAAGUGGAGUUUCGACAUGUUGCGAUUCAGUUGUAGUGGUUUUGAUAUCUCAAGUUGUUUUAUUCAUCUUGCUGAAUGGCAUCCUUUGGAAUAACGAAGCUUACCGGGCUUUGAAGCCCCUCUUUUUGCAGAGUUUCGUUAUUGUUAGCUUGUGGUCUACUUGAGAAAUUCAUAAAUUUUGGAGUAGAUAAUGUUUUGUGAUAGUUUUGCAUUUGCCCAAGUGAUGAGUUGCUUCGGGUGUUUUGGUGGCUCUGAGAGAUCAAGACAUUCACCAAAUCCAUAUGAUGAUGAUACAUAUUCCCAUGAUAGUGGUGAAACCAGCAAUCCGGGAGGAGAUGAUGAAGAAGGAGAAGAGGAAGAGGAAGUAGAGGAGCUAAGUCGUUCCAAACGAUCUGAAGAAAUUUUGAAAUGUAAACUACAAAAUGGACUAGUCUGCAGGCAGUUUCCAGUCAAGGAAACUAAUAAACUUACACGCGGAGAGGAUGAAGAUGGAAACAAGACAAUAAAUGAGUUUGUUCGUGAGCGUAAAAUUGGAUCUGGUAGUUAUGGGAAAGUGGUUCUCUAUCGAAGCACUGUCGAUGACAAGCAUUAUGCUAUUAAGGCUUUUCACAAGUCACAUUUAUCGAGGCUACGGGUUGCACCUUCAGAAACUGCUAUGGGUGAUGUUCUUCGUGAGGUUAUGAUUAUGAAAACCCUGGAGCAUCCUAAUAUCGUUAAUCUCAUUGAGGUGAUUGAUGACCCUGAGUUUGAUGAUUUUUACAUGGUUCUCGAAUAUGUUGAUGGAAAAUGGGCCUAUGAUGAUUCUGGACCACCGGGUGCUCUCGGAGAAAUUACUGCUAGAAAGUACUUGCGCGAUGUAGUUGCCGGCCUCAUGUACCUUCAUGCUCAUAAUGUAAUUCAUGGUGACAUCAAACCUGACAAUUUACUGGUUACUAGUACCGGGAGAGUGAAAAUAGGAGAUUUCAGUGUCAGCCAAGUAUUCAAAGAUGAUGAUGAUCAACUCCGUAGAUCACCCGGCACUCCUGUCUUUACUGCCCCAGAAUGUUGUUUAGGUAUAACAUACAGUGGAAGAUCUGCAGAUACGUGGGCAGUAGGAGUUACUUUGUAUUGUAUGAUUUUAGGACAAUACCCAUUUCUGGGUGAUACACUUCAAGAUACUUAUGACAAGAUUGUUCACAACCCGUUGAUAAUACCGGAAGGACUCAAUCCUCGUCUAAGGGACUUGAUCGAAGGUCUCCUUUGCAAAGAUCCAAACCAGAGGAUGACGUUGAAAGCUGUGGCGGAGCAUCCAUGGAUCACAGGAGAAGACGGGGCUAUUUCGGAAUACUGUUGUUGGUGCAAACGCAAAGCUGAAGAAGAAGAAGAUCAAAACCAUAGCUGAAAGCUAGUACGGGUAUAUACUUGAUUGAACAUAGCAAUCAUCUCGUUGCAUGUUGGCGAUUAGAAGCGUUUGCGUUUGAAGUUUGUUAUAAGUUUUUUGGUAUUUGACGCAAUACCGUUGUUUUGAGCCUCUCUUGAUUGUGUGUCUCGGUCUGUCGGUCAUGUAUUGAGAAGACUCUUGAUAGUCUUUUUUCUCUUUGUUUUCUUCACUUGUUGUGAUUGUACUGUUAAUUUCAAAGAUAAUUCGUAAAAGAGUGGGGUAAAACGGCCAAAAUCAACUCCAACUAUUUUUAUGCU
This is a messenger RNA of Arabidopsis thaliana (thale cress), 2235 nucleotides long. It is a transcript of the gene GRIK1, whose product is annotated as geminivirus rep interacting kinase 1. The record is from RefSeq and is marked reviewed. Lineage: Eukaryota; Viridiplantae; Streptophyta; Magnoliopsida; Brassicales; Brassicaceae. Gene Ontology annotation, molecular function: protein serine/threonine kinase activity; ATP binding; protein kinase activity. The transcript has 11 exons. Gene Ontology annotation, biological process: response to virus. Bases 749 to 1939 code for a protein of 396 amino acids. Gene Ontology annotation, cellular component: cytoplasm; nucleus.